Molecule: messenger RNA, 813 nt
Organism: Callorhinus ursinus (northern fur seal)
Lineage: Eukaryota; Metazoa; Chordata; Mammalia; Carnivora; Otariidae
Source: RefSeq, a predicted model, not a curated record
CCCCGGACCCUCUUCUCCGCGCCCCGGUCCGCUCUCUUGUUACCGGUGCCACCGGCUCCCGGGGGACACCCAGAGGCGCUCGUCCCGCCACCACCCGCGACCACGGGGGUAGCCCGGGGCCGUUCCGGAGUCGCCCGGACCCGAGAGGCUGCUGCACCGGGCCUCAGCCACCCCUCCGGAUGCUGGUGCUGCCCUCCGCAGAGGCCAUGGAGGCCCGGCCCUCUCGGACAGGCAGGUCUCCAGAACCCGGACCUUCCUCCUCCACAGGACCUCCCCAGACUUCCUCGUCUCCGAGGCCCAACCACUACCUGCUUAUUGACACCCAGGGCAUCCCAUACACCGUGCUGGUGGACCAGGAGUCUCAGAGAGAGCCUGGGGCAGAUGGGGCAUCAGCUCAGAAAAAGUGCUACAGCUGCCCUGUGUGCUCCCGGGUCUUCGAGUACAUGUCCUACCUGCAGCGGCACAGCAUCACCCACUCAGAGGUGAAGCCCUUCGAGUGUGACACCUGUGGGAAGGCAUUCAAGCGGGCCAGCCACCUGGCUCGGCACCACUCCAUCCACCGGGCUGGCGGUGGGCGACCCCAUGGCUGUCCGCUCUGCCCUCGCCGCUUCCGUGAGGCGGGUGAGCUGGCCCAGCACAGCCGGGUCCACUCUGGAGAGCGCCCAUUUCAGUGCCCCCACUGCCCACGCCGAUUUAUGGAGCAGAACACGCUGCAAAAGCAUACUCGGUGGAAGCAUCCAUGAGCCAGGCUGCAGGGUACCCCAGGUACCAUGGGGUUCUGGGGGGAGCCUGGACUCCUGUCGCCCUCAGACA